Molecule: messenger RNA, 3865 nt
Organism: Achroia grisella
Lineage: Eukaryota; Metazoa; Arthropoda; Insecta; Lepidoptera; Pyralidae
Product: gem-associated protein 5-like
Exons: 18
Coding region: 222-3851 (1209 amino acids)
Molecular function (GO): protein binding
Source: RefSeq, a predicted model, not a curated record
UUUAGCGCGCGAACAAAAGUUAUAUAAAACAAUAUAAUUAUAAUAAUAUUUGAGUACAAGUGAGGGGAAACCAAACCAAAAACUAAAAUAGAGUAGAUGACGGUGGAUUUACUUGUUCAAAUUUAAUAACGUACUCUGUGUUAUAGUCAUUGUUGUUUUGUUUCACCGGUGUAUUUUAUUUUAAACGUGUUUUGAACUCCGUCAUUUUAAAACUUACAAUCAUGGAAGAGGCAAUAUUGUUUCCUUCUCCAAAUUGGUUCCGAGUAUCAGGUUUUAUUGUGAGUACAGACAAUUGGUUGGUGUACGGAGGUCCGAGCAAAAGCAUUUGUGUUUUGGAGCCAUUGCCUUCGAAUACCGGUUUAUCUGGAGGAAAUUCGAGCUAUAAAGCACACGUCCUUAACAGAGCACACUCCGAGAAAAUUAUUAGUGUAGAUAUAUCACCUGAAUGGCCAGCAAAGCGAUCAAUGCUGAUGGGAAGUGCUGAUGGUUCAGUUAAGCAAUGGACAAUGGAGUUAAUACAAAAUACAUGGCGCUUUAAGUCUACACAGAGCCAUGAAGUGCAUGUACAUGAAAAAGAGGAAGUUUGCGGUGUAGGUUACUGCAACAAGACAAUUGCUGUAUCCGUUGGUUGCUACGGUAAUAUUGUGAAAUGGGAUCUAACUUCUAAUGUUGUAAGGAUGUGUAAUUUACUAAAAAAUAUGAAACCAAAUUGCAUGCAGUGCUCCCCUCACAUACCUUUACAAGUUGCUGUCGGAACCAAACAAGGAGUUAUAUUUGUUGUUGAUUUAAAUGAACCAUUUAAGUUGCUGUAUAAAGUGCGUGGACAAGAUGAUGAAAUUACCAGUCUUAGCUGGUGUCCACAGUUUGAAGUGGCUUUGAAAAAGUCAUUGAAAGAGAUGGACAAAAAAGUCGGCAAAGCAACAGAAAGAAUGCUUAGAAUAAGGCAAAUUGAUAAUGAAAGUGAUAACAUUGGUGAAACAGAAAAAUCACAACCAAACCACCAAACAGAAAGGUUAGAAGUAUCAGGUGUAGUUAAAAACCUACCUGAGGAUAGCUUUGAUGAAUCCGCAGUGGUGCAAGAAGAUGAUAUGUUUGAUAUUUAUAAAGAUCAUGAGGUUAAUGAGUUUGGUCAUAAAAAGUUUAUAUCUGAAGAUGUCAUUGUAAAAGUUAAGAAAGAGGAAGAACCACUAGACUAUUUAGCUGAAUGCGAGAAGCUCAGGGAUGUUAUUUUAAAAAGAAAGAAUCAGCCUGAAGAGAGUAUAGAAUCGUUAGUGCAAGCUUUAGAUAAAACACAUGUUGAUAAUGAGAAAAGUGAUGAUGGAGCCUCUAGUAGCAACAAAGAAGUUACUGUUGCAACUGAUGUUGAAUCUACUCAUAUUCAUAGGCAUCUUUUAGCUACUAUUGGAAAAUAUGGUGGUGUAAGAAUUUGGUCUAAAUCAGGUAAACAAGUGGCAACUUGCUUUGUGGCUUCAUCAACUGGGAAAAAUGCAAAAAAUAAAUCUCCUAGCUGGUCAACAAUAUUGUGGUACAAACCUGAUAUAUUGCUCAUAGCAGAUGCAAAGAGUCAAUUGUUGCAAUGUAAUCCUUUGAAAACAGACUGCAAAAACAAGUUAGAAUGGCGCAUUGUACACACACUGUACAAACGUGGCUUGUACUGCAUAGCGUCGUCUGCACCUCGAUUACAAACGAGUGAAUUAUCUAAAGAGGAUUACCCUGUAUGGACCGUAUCACAGGACCGUAACUUAAUCUCCUACUCACUGGCUACACGGCAAACAAUUGCAGUUCGCGCUAGUUGUGGAGGUUACAUUUAUGGCAUACAACAAUGCCCAUACGACGCUGGGAAAAUCGCUAUAAGUGUUGGUGAUGGUGCAGUCCGCGUGUGGGAAACUAAAGUAUCAGAGGAGAAUGAUUCACGUUUGGAGUUCGGCCAUGUGACAUCAUACUGGCAGAAUGUGCAGGGCAAAGUGCUAACAGCAGCAUGGCAUCCUGUCAGAGAAAAUUUACUUGCAUUCUCUACUGCAGAAUCGAGGGUUGGUUUGAUUGAUACGAGCGGUAAAAAUGAGAAGCCUGCUCGUGUGCUUCUGCCUGCUUUGAAUGGUGGUGUAUAUUCUCUAUGCUGGGGGGAGGAGAACAAUUUAUAUGCGUGUGGAGGAGGAAGUCUGGUAGUAUACAACACAAGCAAACCAGAUGAAGCGCCGGCACCGAUAACCGUGAGCGUGGAAGGUCAGCAAUAUGAGUUGAGUACCGGGCGUUGGUACCCGCGGGCGAUGCUCUGUGGAAGCGUGGGCGGCGCUGUGGCCGCGCUCUCACCACAACGACCACAUACUCUACUCGCAGCCACAUUUAUCUUCAGUAAAAUGAUCCACACCAUUGAGUGGCAUCCGUUAGAAACGUCGAACUCGACUGAAGAAUCUCCAUUCAAGAAUCUCAUUGCCGUGUGUUCGCUAGAUAAAAACAAUUCCAUUGUUAUAUUGGAAUACUGUGACAAGGAAGAUGGCAGUAAAGAAUUACAAACGUGGAAAACACUAACUGGUCAUAAGAAUACAGUCUAUCACGUGAUGUGGAACCCACACUUAGAUGGUCAGUUGCUCUCUGCCUCUCAAGAUGGCACAGUUAGAGUUUGGAACGUGGCUGAAGAUGUUUGUACAAAUAUAUUCGGCGGGCACACGCACACCGCACUAACGGCCUCGUGGUGCGCCUACCCGCAUCUCCCCACCAAGGUGGUGUCCGGUGGUACGGAAGGGUGCCUCCGGAUAUGGGACAUCAACGACUAUCCCGCAGAGUCUUAUACAGAAAUUAGACAUGAAGUAAAGCGCGAGAGGAAAAGAUAUCAGAAGAAGGAACCAAAAGAGUUAGAUGAUGAGGAAUCGAAAGAAAGGGUCGCCGCUACACUUGAAACCAAAAUAAAGGGACCAAAGAAAUUUUUAUUGCCAAUAGAAGCCAGACAGAUGUCCAAAUGCAACGUACAAGCCGGAAGGAUGUUACUCAAUAAAUAUCUCAACAAUAACUCCAAAUCGAAUGAUGUCGUUCAAAGCAAUGGCUGCGAUGAGGCGGUGGAUACAGAUUUUAUAAAAAUAUUUGGCAAUAUUAAUGAGGUUAAUGAAGUAUUAGAUAAAGAAUUGGAUAGACAUUUAAACACUCAUAACUUAGAGGGGUGGAUAAUGUUGAAUUUAUUCCGCGGCCACAUCGACACCGUUAUACAAUUCGCCAGCAAACGUGACCUGCUCUGCCCUUUCUUACUAAGCGUUGCACCGUGUGUCUCCUUAAAAUAUUGGAAAGAUACAACACAACUGUAUUUAUCACAAAUUGAUAGAGUUAUAGCUAAAGGCGAAGGUGAUAAACUAUUCGAUAAUAAGAUUUAUGGGGGGCCGGUGUACCGCAAAGCGGCCACAUUACUGAGUAUUCACGACAUAAAAGGUGCUGUUGAUGUGCUAGCGGAGGCACAGCUAUUUAAUGAAGCAUAUAUUCUAUGUAGAACAAGAUACAUGGACAGUAUAGCUGAUCAGAUAUUGGUGCAGUGGGCUCAGUUUUGUGAAAGCAACGGAGUUUAUAAUAUGGCUGCCAUAUGCUAUUUAGCUCAUGGAAAUCUACUUCAAGCUGCAACUGCUCUUGGAAGAUUAAACAAAGAAGAAUGGCUCAGUUUAGCAACAGAAAUUGCUAAAGUGGCUGGUCAAACUAAAUUCGCCGAGCAUGUAUCUGAGAAACGAGAACAGAUAAAAAAUAAAACUGGCACAGUGGAUACGGACGAGACGUUAGAACAGUUACCUACGAGAUUUGAACUUUUAAUGAAAGAAAAUUUACAAAGUGGUAAUGAAGUCAGCAAGGACGAGAAAACUGCCAAUGGUGUUUAACUUUUAAUUUUAUG